AUGUCUGCCACACCCGUCCUCACCAAGAACGCCGCCCCGCCUGCUGGCCCUUACUCCCAAGCCAUCAAGACACCCAAUGCCAUCUACUGCUCGGGCCAGAUCCCCUGCGAUGCCGAGGGCACCUUGAUUGAGGGCACCAUCCAGCAGAAGACGGCCGCUUGCAUCGGCAACCUCAAGGCAGUUCUCGAGGAGGCCGGCUCCUCCAUCGAGAAGGUCGUCAAGGUCAAUGUCUUUCUGACUGACAUGGCCAACUUCGCUAGCAUGAACGAGGAGUACGCCAAGUGGUUUGUCCACAAGCCCGCCCGGAGCUGCGUCGCCGUGAAGCAAUUGCCAAAGGGGGUUGACGUUGAGAUUGAGUGCAUCGCUCUUCCUUGA
Molecule: messenger RNA, 375 nt
Organism: Chaetomium strumarium
Lineage: Eukaryota; Fungi; Ascomycota; Sordariomycetes; Sordariales; Chaetomiaceae
Product: YjgF/Yer057p/UK114 family
Exons: 4
Coding region: 1-375 (124 amino acids)
Cellular component (GO): cytosol; mitochondrion
Molecular function (GO): deaminase activity
Source: RefSeq, a predicted model, not a curated record